Hydra vulgaris (swiftwater hydra) is the source of this 3031-nucleotide messenger RNA. Its product is annotated as A disintegrin and metalloproteinase with thrombospondin motifs 12. The record is from RefSeq and is a predicted model, not a curated record. Gene Ontology annotation, biological process: extracellular matrix organization; proteolysis. Gene Ontology annotation, molecular function: metalloendopeptidase activity. Lineage: Eukaryota; Metazoa; Cnidaria; Hydrozoa; Anthoathecata; Hydridae. Gene Ontology annotation, cellular component: extracellular matrix.
AAAAAACAAAGCAAAAUAUUUUUAAAAAUAAAUUGAAGAAAAACUAAUAACAUAAGGUUUAUCAAAUAGAACUCAUAUAAAGAAAAGCUACAAGAGAAAAAAAAACUUUUUUUAAACAUGUCAACGUGGCACCAAAUGUCGAGAAAAGAAAACAAAGUAACAAACAACAAAAACUUAUAAAGUUUAAAAUUUUAAACGAUUACAAAGAUUUAAAAAUGAGACAGAAUAUUUGCUUUUUAAGUACUUCAUUAUUUAUUAUCGUUCUAUCGGCGCAUCUUAUUUCAGUGUUUGAUGGAAACCAUCAAGAUGUCGAUGUUUUUAUAGAAGAUUUGCAAAAUGAUCAAGAGGUUUUAUCGGGAAGUAAAAAAGAAACAAGUCAUCUUCACAUCUCUCAGCCAGUUGUUGAAGUUUUUGUAGUUGUUGAUAAAUAUGUUAUUGAAUUUCAUGGAAAUAGUUCUAUAAAAACCUACAUUAUGACCAUAAUGAAAAUGGUAUCUGAUAUCUACAGUGAUUCAAGCCUUGGUAUUGAAAUAAAAAUUAUUGUCUCCAGGAUUCUAGUUUUUCAUAAUGAUUCAUAUAAUUUUACUACCAAUCAUAAUGGUGAAAAGAUUCUUCAAAGCUUUUGUGAAUGGCAGUUGAACAACCAAGAAAUAAAUUCCAACAAUGAAAGCCUACAUGAUGUUAUAGUGCUUUUAACAAGAAAAGACAUAUGUAGCAAAUCAAAUCAGUCUUGUGGAACAAUUGGUUUUGCAUAUAAUGAAGGAGCUUGUACUAGAAAUCGCAAAUGUAUAUUAGUUGAAGAUACAGGAUUGAGUACAGCAUAUACAAUUGCUCAUGAAUUAGGUCAUAGUUUAGGUUUGACACAUGAUAACCUUGACAACAACUGUAUGUUUUCUUCAGUUGACCAACCUCAUAUUAUGGUAUCAAAAUGGCCCGUUCCUAUUCAACUACCCUUUAGGUGGUCCAGUUGUAGUAAGAAGCAAUUGAUUGAAUUUUUAUUUUCAUACAAAAGUUCAUGUCUCUGGAUAAAAAGCUCAUCUGAAAAUUGGUUGGAUGAAAAAGAUUUGUUACAUUUGUUACCUGGACAAAUUUAUGAUGCUAAUAAACAGUGCAAGCAUCAUUAUGGAACUUUGGCAGAGCACUGUACUCAUUUUAAGAAAACAAGUUUAAAAACUGAAACGUGUUCUCAAUUAUGGUGUCAAACUAAUGGAAGUUUUGAGUGUCUUUCCAAAGGUGAUCCUGCUGCAGCAGGGACAAAAUGCGCUGAUGGAAUGUUUUGUAUUGAUGGCCAAUGUAUCAAUAGCACAAGUACUUUAGAGCCUGUGAAUGGAGGUUGGAGUUCAGAAAACCAAUGGUCUGUAUGUAGUAGAUCUUGUGGAGUUGGGGUUUCUUAUACAGAGAUGUUAUGUAACAAUCCUAUACCAAAGAAUGGAGGAAGAUACUGUGUUGGUACAAGUCGUAAAUAUAAAACAUGUAACAUGAAGCCAUGUCCACUUAAUUCUGUGUCAUUUCGACUCCAACAGUGUUUGCAAUAUGGUAACAACUCAAUGAUAGAUGUCUACAAUCAAACUCAACCAUGUUCUUUGUUUUGUAGAAACAUAAACAUUCCAAACAAUGAUUCCAUUAUGUUUCAAGUAAAAGUUCUUGAUGGAACCCCAUGUCACCAAGAUUUCUUUGAUUUUAUGAGAUAUACAGAUUACAAUGAAGAAAUGAAUGGAAUUUGUGUUGAAGGUCAGUGCAAAAAGUUAGGAUGCGAUAAGCAGUUGGAUUCAGAAAUACAUAUGGAUUCUUGUGGUGUCUGUGGAGGGAUUGGAGAUUCAUGUAGAGUUUUUGAAGGAGAGUUUAAUCAGCCAUUUGGUAGAGGUUAUGUUGAUGUGGCAAAUAUUCCACAAGGUGCAAUGAAUUUGUUAGUUUGGGAAAAAAAGCCAUGUGCAAGUUUCUUAGCUUUAAAGAGCGAACAUGAAACAUUUAGUAUUAACAACCAUGGUGUUAUUGAGUUGGCUGGAAAAUACAAUUUUAAUAAAACUGUAGUUUAUUAUUUGAGAAAAUCCACCCAAGAAUUCUUUUACACUGUUGGACCAACACCAGUCAAAAUAAAAAUAAUGGUUUUGUUUCAAGACUUUAACUUUGGUGUUAAGUAUCGUUACACUCUUCCUUUAAAUAUCAAAUUCAAAAAUGAAACUAAAAAGCGAGGUCUUUAUGGAUGGAUGGAAGGUGAUUGGGAGAAAUGCUCUGCUCUUUGUGGUGGAGGUGUGAUGCAUCAAGAAAAACCAAAAUGUGUUUAUAUGCACGAAGGUUAUGUACAUGUGGUUGAUAAAGAAAAAUGUUCUGGUGCUAAAUUACCUCAAAUAAUUACAAAAAGUUGUAAUGAGCAAGAAUGUGAAAAAAGUUGGUUCGUAUCUGAUUGGAGUCAUUGUAGUGCUGCUUGUGGCUUUGGUCGAAUGAGGCGGUUAGUAACAUGUAAUAAACGAUUUGGAAAUGGCACUUGGACCAGACAGCCUUUAAUAAAAUGCCUAUCUAUGAAAAGGCCACCAUCAGUUCAGAAAUGUUUUGAAAAACCAUGUGAAUCUAGUUGGAUAAUUUCUCAGUGGUCUAAGUGUUAUGGACCGUGCUUCCAAGUCGGAAUUAUGGUUCGAAAUGUCACUUGUCCCGCUUCAAACACAUGCAGCGAAAUAGAAAAACCUUCAACAACAACUACUUGCAUUAAUUCUUGUGCGCGGUUUUAAUGAAAUAAUCUGUGUGUGUAUAUAAAAUGUUUUUUUGUUGUUGUUAUUUUUGUUUUUAUUGUUUAUGACGCUUUAUAUACAUAUCUCAUUUCAUAAUCUAAUUGGAAUACCCUAAAAUAUUUUUCUAUAAAAUGUAAAAAAUCUAUAAAAUGUAAAAAAAAUUAUAAAAAUAUACAUUAUAAAACCUAUUGUAUAAAAAAAACUAUUUUGAAAGCUUUGAGCUUCUCGGGGGCUUUGGCCUUUUGGUUUUUAUAAUUUUUGGACGAGAAAAUUUAUUCGUGCUAGUUGAAUAAGAAUUCACAGAA